Molecule: messenger RNA, 1462 nt
Organism: Rhopalosiphum maidis (corn leaf aphid)
Lineage: Eukaryota; Metazoa; Arthropoda; Insecta; Hemiptera; Aphididae
Product: histone-lysine N-methyltransferase, H3 lysine-79 specific-like
Exons: 3
Coding region: 104-1087 (327 amino acids)
Source: RefSeq, a predicted model, not a curated record
GUAGUCGUUGUCUUCAUAGUGUACAAAAAUAACCAUCAAAAUAAUACAGCUAAACAAAUUUUGCUGACAAAUAGUCCAAUUGCCACUACCUGCACUGGUAAACAUGAAGCUCUACAUUAUAAAACCAAUGUACACGUCAUUUUUAUUGGUGACUUUUUUCGUGGCAUUAUCCUCUUCAAUAUCAAUUUUUACAAUUGAUGGAAAAACAUAUUUAGAUUCAGAAUAUGAAUUAAUUUUUGGAGGACGCAAAGUUUUAAAUAUAAAUCAAAACACGAUUACAGGAUUGAAAAACUAUAGACCAUUGUCUGACGAUGAAAAAAUAAUUAUACAGGAGAAAAAGAAAAUAAUAGACAUACAGAGGGAAAAGGAAAGGCAAAUCAGGGACGAAGAAAGAGAAAAGGAACGACAAUUGCGCGAUGCCGAAAGGGAGAGGCAGCGGAAACAACGCGAAUUCGAACGGGAAGCACGUAAUAAGGAAAGAGAGAUGUUCCGACAACAACGAGAAGAAGAUAGGAUACAACGCGAUUUGCAGAGACAGAGAGAUCAAUAUUUACGAGAAGAGAAUAGGAAUGAGCAGCUAAGACGGCGUGACGAGGAGCGACAAAUGCGCGACGCGCAAAGAGAAAAGGAACAACAACAGCGCGGGGCCGAGUGGUCACAGCGCGGAUUGGCAAGACUGCAAGAGCAACAACAGCGUGAAGAAAACAGAGCGGCGGACCUGAGAAAACGCGAGGAAAAUCGUGCGAUGCUCGAGGCGCAGAAAGAAAUGAACCGAUCAAAUCGGUAUGCCGAAAAAGCACAAACCAAAGCGGAAACGACACAGCAACAGCGAAGACGCGAUCUCGAACUCAGAGAAGGAAUACAAAUACAUCGCAAACUGGAAAAAGUGAAAUCCAAUGUUGGGCGACCAUCGAGAAACGACGAAAACGACAAGAAACGAAGCGCCGAGAGCUCCGAGAGCAAGGCGGUCGCGCCGAAGAGACAGAUUAGCCGCAAAAAUACGCCUUAUGGCAACCGUGGAGCUGGAAACGUAAGAAUGACAAACCAAAAUAAAAUAAGUUUUAGGGGUAACGAGAUUACCUUUUAAAUGAGUACGACUCAAACGGAGCUUACGUCAAAAUAUGUAUUAAUUUCAAUAUCAUAGUUUUAACAAAUAAUUCAAUUUUGUAUCGUAAUUUAUUAAUCGCGAUGGUCACUCCGGCUCAAUACGAAAUAAUGCGUAAUCUAUAAUAUAGUCAUAUAUAUUUAUGACUGGGUUAAUGUAAACGUACUAAACGUCAUAUUGAAUAUUACCGUUUAAAAUAAUUGGUACCUAUACUUAUAACGCUUUUUGUAUUGUAGUCUCAUAAUUUAUACACGAAAUUGUAACCAUACGGUAUAAACGUUUGGUAUACUCGUACAGCUGUGUCGGGCCACAACGGUGCAAUAUUCAAAAUAAUAUAAUAUAUGUUUUACUACAUAA